Alternaria rosae is the source of this 606-nucleotide messenger RNA. RefSeq lists its product as uncharacterized. The record is from RefSeq and is a predicted model, not a curated record. NCBI's taxonomy places the organism in Eukaryota, Fungi, Ascomycota, Dothideomycetes, Pleosporales, Pleosporaceae. The coding region runs from base 1 to 606 and encodes 201 amino acids. The transcript has 2 exons.
AUGAAUGAAAACCUAUUGCGUCGUCGAAGACGUCGGAGACUCUAUGUGACGCAGCCGCUCUGGCUCCUGACCAUCAACUACAUCGCGCAAACAAAGGGCCAUCUAAAGUCCCAUAACGCUGAGGAUUCCACAGGGCAUGUGACAACUUUCUCGGCAAGGGUUGAGCUCGCGCGAAGGAUAAUCAGUAUCAUUGGCUAUCUCUCGCUGUUCUGGCCGGCGAGGUGGCUCGUAUCUGCGCUCCAAUAUGGUCGACCAGCGAAAGAGUCUGUCGACCGAGAUUGCUUUGUCGUCCGGAACAUACUCAAAGGAUCCGCCCUUAGCCUUUCUAAAGCAGCAACUUUGCGAGAAAGACAUGGCCGCGAUCGAAGCGACUAUGUAGCGCUAUCAAUUGAUGACCUGGUCUCUGUGAGCUACGAGGAACAAGAGCAUGAUUGUCUCAUCGAAGCGUCAAACAACACAGGGAACACAGAACCUCAGACUUCACCACUCGAAGAGACUGCUUUGGUCGUGGCUAGAUUCGGAAACCAUCAGCUAGUCGAUGGCAAGAUGCCUUAUGAGGAGCUGGCCAACAUCAGCUCAGGCUGGGCUGAGCCUACAGCAUCUUAG